Molecule: messenger RNA, 2704 nt
Organism: Mesitornis unicolor (brown roatelo)
Lineage: Eukaryota; Metazoa; Chordata; Aves; Mesitornithiformes; Mesitornithidae
Product: UPF0606 protein KIAA1549-like
Exons: 1
Source: RefSeq, a predicted model, not a curated record
AUGGACUCAGUGGUGCACCAAAGCAUAUCAGGCAGCAGGACACAAAUGGCCUUAGCAAAAAGUACUUUGGAGUCCCAAGGAAGUAAUUUCCUUCAAACAGUUUUGUCAUCUGUUACUACUCCUUUUGAUGUGACUUUAUUUAACCAAGAAGAAAUGGUCAAGAUUUCAGAAGGGAGAAGUACACCGUUAGUAGAUGUCUCUGUCGCAAGCAGUGAGGCAUUCGUAAGUGACGAUGAAUUUAUUAGCUCAUUUCCAAAGGCACAGUGGACUCCUCCACUGAAGUCCUUUGCAGUUUUAACAGAUCAUCACUCAGUUAAUGCAGUAGAGCCACCAAGAGAAACAUUAGAAACUGUCUUGGUAACACCUUCAUUAUCUGUCCUGUUUUCACCAUAUGAUAUCUCAAAAACAGCACAGCAGAAGACUCCAUUGAGCACUGUCCCUCAACACAGCAACACUCUUCCAGAGUUGAAGACUUUUGUACCAGAUAGUGAAAUGCUAAUGGCAAGCAGAGACUUGCCGUUCUACCCUCCAAAUACAGCUAUUUAUUACACUUCCAUUCCUUCAGAGGCAGGAGUUGCAGUGCGGGAAAACAUAAAUGCAAGUUUAACAGCUCUGCCUUUUGGGGCUGUUUCAGAAGGAUCGCCUCUUCAUCUCAAGCUGCUGGAUAAAAGUAGCCGUGUGAGCCCAGAUGCCACAGCACAGGGUGCAGAGCCGUAUGGUGACAUUGAUGCCUUUGUGAGUAGCCGGGCAGCAGAAACUCUCAGUGUAAGGACCUACUCCACUCCAAGCAUUCCCUGGGCCAUGCCAGCUUCAGCAGCCAGUGCUGAGCCUGCUUUGUUUCCUAUUAGUCUUCCGCUUGCGUCUUUCCCACUUCACUCAGCUGCCAUUCCCACGGACUCUAAUGCGGUUCUUAAUGCCAGCCUGUUUACACGUGAAUUCUCCAGUAGACCACCAAAUUUGCCUGCCAAUUCAGAAAUCCCAAGUCAAUCAGAGCUUGUUAGUGAGCUCGGGAGUCCAGUGCCUUUUAUGCGAUCGUACAGUUCUUGUCUUUACUGUGACUCAGUGUCACUUCUGCCAGAAGCAGGCUUUUCCCCAGAGCAUGAUAUGGGCUCGGGCGAUGAUGUUGAAACUCUGUCUCUCAAAGCCUCUGAAGUACAAGGCAUAACUCCAUUUACAACUAUAAUUACUGACGGGUAUGAAAUAGAGGAGCCUACGCCUGAGAUUUUUGAUACUUCUUUUCCAUCAAGACCCGUUGUUUCCUUUUCUUCAAGAUUUGCAGAAAUGCCUGAUUCAAGUGUGUUUUUACUAAGCACUAUGGACAGGGUCCUUGACAACAGAACACCUAUAACAAUUUCUCCUUCUUCCCAUCAGCUCUCUGGAGGAACAUUAUUGAACAUCUCUGAUGCGCUGCUUUCCCUCCCUGUUCUGGAAACGGUUUUGUUGACCCCAAGCGCUCGUUUAGAUGAGCCACCUGAUGCUACCACCGUUCUGUUUGACUCCACCUUCAUCCCAACUGAGCCAACAGCAUCGUUUGCAGUCAGUCGUACAACUUUGCUGGAGUCGCCAGAAUUAAUGCCAUCAGAAUCUGUGGUUUUGCUUGACAAGACGUCUACAAGGGAAGAACUGUCUUUAAAUAUUUCCGAUUUUCCAUCUAGUCUUUUAUCAACACCGUUUCUUAUUGAACCUAGCUACUUGUCUUUAUCACCUGCCGUGCUAAAUUCUUCCUCUGUCAUGCGAAGUGAUUUAUCAGCACUCUUACCUCAGACCUUGUUGACUGGGACAUCAGUACUUUCUGAGGCGGUUUCCAGCUGGGAGUUAGCUACCACUGUCAGCUCUGUCACUGACGCCGAGGUUUCUCAGUUCUUUCUCAGCCAAACAUCUCACUUUUAUUCAAACGCAUCCUCUGUUCCAGGUACACGGUUUCCUGAAAUAACACCAUCAUCAGGGUUUCACUCCGAGUCGUCGGUGUUUCUGGAAGCAGCCUCAGUAUUGGCAGCGGGCUCUGAAGUUGCGUUUACCUCAGCUGUUACAGGAGCUACCUCUCAGUUGGAGCCUUCACUCUCCGCCUCUCACUCCGUGGUUCCUACCCUGGUGCUGCCCGCUUCUGACACCCAGUCUGUUACCAGCAGCGUCUUGCUCAGUGAAACAAAUCUGAUCUCUUUGUUUACUACCUUUCCAGCAACUCCUGUCUUAAACAUAUCUUUGUCUUUGUUCUCAACUGCUCCAGCUUCUGAUGAGGAUAUUGGUGCUACACUUAACCCCACGCUCCUUUUAACAUCUCGCAGCGAGGGCAGUGCCCACACAGCCCUUCCUCCCGCAGACCCUGACAUCCUGACGUCUCACGCUGACACCAGCAGUCUGAUGCCCUCUCCUACAGCAUCUGUGUCUGUGACCACGUCAUUUGUUGCCACGCAGUUUCCUCCAGCUUCCAGCCCUCCCAAUGGGUAUGAAGCUCCAGCAGGAAGCAGUACAACUGCUGGUCCUGAUGCAUCGGUUGCUGCCACCUCUGUCCCCAUGACCGCUGCCACCAGUGCCACAGGCAGCUAUGGCACGACUGCUGCAGGCAGCCUGGGGACGUUCUCCUCCACCCCUCUGGCCACAAGUACUCCAUCUGAACCUGUGGUCAUAACCUCUGCUGUGACCACCACUAGGCAACCCUACGUCUGCGACAUCACGGUUCCCGAUGCUUACCUGGUCACUGCGG